Molecule: messenger RNA, 318 nt
Organism: Coniophora puteana RWD-64-598 SS2
Lineage: Eukaryota; Fungi; Basidiomycota; Agaricomycetes; Boletales; Coniophoraceae
Product: glycoside hydrolase family 31 protein
Exons: 2
Biological process (GO): N-glycan processing
Cellular component (GO): glucosidase II complex
Molecular function (GO): alpha-glucosidase activity
Source: RefSeq, a predicted model, not a curated record
GUCUUCCGGAAAAACGAGGCUGACUUCGCCAUCGAUGAUCAGUUCUACGUCGGCUCGUCGGCUCUACUCAUCAAGCCUGUCAUGGAGAAGGGCGUCAAUAAGGCGUCUGUCUACCUCGACGAGGGUGACCAGGUCGACCACAACUACUUCAUGCACGAAGCUUACCCCGGCUCCGCCUGCGGAAAACACGCCACCCUUUCCGCCGCGCUGCACGAAAUCCCGGUGCUCAUCCGGGGCGACUCGAUCGUGCCCAUGCGCGAGCGCUUCCGGCGCUUGUCGCUGCUCAUGAAAGCCGACCCGUUUACGCUCUGCAUUGCG